GAGAAGAGGAAGGCGUGCACCUCUCCCCAAGGCUUACCUUACCUGUCUGGCUGCGGGACACUAUGGAGUUAAUUUAAAGAAAGGUGCUGAAGGAAUGCUUAAUUAGGGCUACGGGGCCAGCACGGAAGAAGUCAUUUCAAUGUCACUUGGGAGCCGUCCACUACAUCUCACCUGCUGCUGCUUAUUAUUCUUUUUUUGAACCGGACCGGACCAUGGACUGGGUGUCACACGAGCUCGGCGCCGCGGGACAGAGUCACGAUGCGUGCAUGUGGAAGGGUUAGUUAGUUAGUUAGUUAGUUAGUUAAUUAAUUAGUUAGUUACUAGGCCUAUUGUGGGGUCGGUUGGUGGCAAGUCGCUUCGUGGUUACGCAUCCAGUACGUACAGUGCAUGGCCCACGGACGGAGUGGCAACGACCAUGCACAAGCCCCUCCGAACCUGGACCCUGUACCCCGUGUUCCUGUGUUUGGGCAUCAUCUACCUCAGGCUCGGGGCCCUGUCCUCAGUGGUGGCUCUGGGCGCCAACAUCAUCUGCAACAAGAUUCCCGGGCUGGCACCUCGUCAGCGGGCCAUCUGCCAGAGCCGCCCGGACGCCAUCAUUGUUGUGGGCGAGGGCGCCCAGAUGGGCAUCAAUGAGUGUCAAUAUCAGUUCCGCUAUGGACGCUGGAAUUGUUCGGCGCUGGGGGAAAGGACGGUCUUCGGGCAGGAGCUGCGUGUAGGCAGCCGGGAGGCGGCGUUCACCUACGCCAUCACGGCGGCGGGUGUGGCCCACGCCAUCACGGCAGCGUGCAGCCAGGGCAACCUGAGCCAGUGCGGCUGCGACCGGGAGAAGCAGGGCUACUAUAAUCAGGAGGAGGGUUGGAAGUGGGGAGGGUGCUCGGCCGACAUCAAGUACGGCAUCGAGUUCUCCCGCCGGUUUGUCGACGCCCGGGAGAUUAAGAAGACCCCACGUCGCCUGAUGAAUCUGCACAACAAUGAGGCGGGGAGAAAGGUUCUAGAAGAAAGGAUGAAGCUUGAGUGCAAGUGCCACGGCGUCUCGGGCUCCUGCACCACCAAAACGUGUUGGACGACGCUCCCCAAGUUCCGGGAGAUCGGCUACGUGCUCAAGGACAAAUACAACGAAGCCGUGCACGUGGAGGUGAUGCGGGCCAACCGCCUGCGACAGCCCAGCCACCUGAAGGUGAAGCAGACUCAGGGCUACCGCAAGCCCAUGGACACGGACCUCGUGUACAUCGAGAGCUCGCCCAACUACUGCGAGGAGGACGCGGCCACGGGCAGCGUGGGCACCCAGGGGCGCCUUUGCAACCGCACCUCGCCGCACACGGACGGCUGCAACCUCAUGUGCUGCGGGCGAGGUUACAACACGCACCAGUAUACCAAAGUGUGGCAGUGCAACUGCAAGUUCCAGUGGUGCUGCUUCGUCAAGUGCAACACGUGCAGCGAGCGGACGGAGGUGUUCACCUGCAAGUAGAGAACCACGGAACGCCAGAUAAGGACCAGUGAGAGAUUUUUUUGGCCAUCGACACUACCAGCUCUUCACGGCAUCGUUUUGCACACAAGAAUCUUUAAUUUGCUUUUCACAGAGUAAAACGCAAACUACCAGUAGGCGACUUCACGCCAGGAUGUACGCAGUGACCACAACAUGGUGAGAAGUGCACUCUGGGAUUUUAAGACCCACAAGAGCCUUUGUCAAUGAGCGAAAACCUCCAUGGGUUUUAUGAGUGCUUAAGCGGACAUGGACCACCGCCCCCGAGUCCCAUGCCGAAUUGGCUCGGGGCGCACAUUGGGACACAAUUUUGUAAGCAAGGUGCGUUGAGGUGUAGCCAAAAAAUAAAAAUAUUGAGCGGAAAACUCUGCGGAAGCUUCUGCUGCCAACUGGAAUAUGGUGGAGUUAAUGUUAGUCUUCCAGUCACACUGGAACUGUCUGUUCUGCACACUGAAAAAUAAAUUGUUUAUUUAUGUAAUAGUAUCUUUAAAAAAAAAAAAAAACAAAGCACUAACGGGUAGAGAUGUCUUUUUUUUUUGUACUAAGUGUAAAGAAAGUACUUUAGGAGCUCUGACUGAAGCUGUAUGUCUUUAAGAAAACACCCCCAUCCGACCCUUAAAACACCUCAUCUUCUCUUGUUAAAAAGAGCCUCUUUAAAACGUGUCUCGCAUUCCCAACACCUUGGCUCUAUUUAAGUGUUGCAUCGUUUGUUUUUCUCGCGCUCCAUUGCUGGCGCGGGGUGACGUCUCGUUGGAUGUUCGAGCGGCGGGAAUGUUCCUGGAAGCUGGAUGUUGUUGUCGAGUGCUGCACUGAUACUUUCUCUUCAUUCGUGCUAAAUAAAAGUCCCCAUUUGAAAAGUACUCACCAAAGGCACAUGUUUAUUUAUGUUGUCGCUGACCGUUGAGUUGCCUCUACGCACUCACUUAACAUUACUUUACAUUAGCAUUUACCCAUUUUACAGUGGAUCCUCUGAUGUGGAACACCCCAAACGAGUCGAAAUCGACGGGGGGAAAAAAAGAAAAGAAAAAACAGCCAACUAGCACGAUACAAAUAAACACAAGAGUGAGGAAUAA
This is a messenger RNA of Phyllopteryx taeniolatus (common seadragon), 2556 nucleotides long. It is a transcript of the gene wnt7bb, whose product is annotated as wingless-type MMTV integration site family, member 7Bb. Lineage: Eukaryota; Metazoa; Chordata; Actinopteri; Syngnathiformes; Syngnathidae. Gene Ontology annotation, molecular function: frizzled binding; cytokine activity. The transcript is spliced from 4 exons. Gene Ontology annotation, biological process: cell fate commitment; neuron differentiation; canonical Wnt signaling pathway. Bases 416 to 1468 code for a protein of 350 amino acids. Gene Ontology annotation, cellular component: extracellular region. The record is from RefSeq and is a predicted model, not a curated record.